Molecule: messenger RNA, 773 nt
Organism: Bombus terrestris (buff-tailed bumblebee)
Lineage: Eukaryota; Metazoa; Arthropoda; Insecta; Hymenoptera; Apidae
Exons: 2
Coding region: 318-773 (151 amino acids)
Source: RefSeq, a predicted model, not a curated record
AGGUGGCGUCGCAAAAUGGCGAAUACGAUUAACGUCCCAUACACUCCUGAACAAGAUGGCAUCGCAAAAUGGCGAAUACGAUUAACGUCCCAUACACUUCUGAACAAGAUGGCGUCGCAGAAGGAGCAAACGGAUCAAUAGUAGGAGCAGGACGGUAGACAAGAGAAGAAAAUACCGUAUGAACUGUGGUACGGGAUACCGUCAGAUUUGGAAAAGUUUAGGAUUUUUUGGUACUGUGUGUUUUGCACACAUACCUGCGGAAGACAGAAGGAAAUUGGACAACAAGGCUAACAAGGGAAAACCGGUAGGCUAUCUGGAUGACGGACGAGGUAAGAAAUGUAAUAUUGAGCAGUAACGUAAUAUUUAAGCCCGAACCAGAAACUGAAAAAUUCGUUAAUUUAAGUUUACCGAAAAUUGUCGAGCGCGAACAUGUGUGUGCACAGAGUGAUAGAGUAUGUACGUAUGAAAGUGCAGAGAGUGAACCUGAAAGUCAACCUUUUAGAACUAGCGAGAAUGUGAGACAAUUGAUAGAUAGAGGUAAGAUCAACCGAACCGAUUUUUAUGGUAGUCCAGUAACGUACGCAACGGAAAGAUUACCAGGGGAUUUUAACGAAACGAUGAGAUCCGAAAAGAAAGAGUUAUGGGAAGAGGCUAUAAAUGAUGAAAUGAAAUCGCAGUAUGAAAAUAAGACGUGGGUUCUUGUAGGAAAACCAAGAUUUGAAUAUUUAAGACAAAAGUUAGAUUUGAAAAAUAAAAAAGAUGUUAAGAGGUAA